This is a messenger RNA of Plectropomus leopardus (leopard coralgrouper), 6791 nucleotides long. The record is from RefSeq and is a predicted model, not a curated record. NCBI's taxonomy places the organism in Eukaryota, Metazoa, Chordata, Actinopteri, Perciformes, Serranidae.
AUGGGUCUCCUGACGCAGUUCACUCUGCUCCUGUGGAAGAACUUCACUCUACGGAAGAGACAAAAGGUGCGGCUGGUUGUUGAAGUGUUAUGGCCUCUGUUUCUCUUUUUCAUACUGGUGUGGGUGCGUUCCACAAAUAAGCCAAUUUAUAAAGGCCAAUGUCACUACCCAAAUAAAGCCAUGCCAUCGGCUGGCGUGCUGCCCUGGCUUCAAGGUAUGAUGUGUAACAUCAACAAUCCCUGUUUGAACUAUCCAACGCCGGGGGAGACACCAGGCCAAGUCAACAACUACAACAACUCCAUAAUUGCUGGGAUGUUGAUAGAGCUGCAAACCCUCCUGGUGAACAGAUCUAUUCUCAGCAAGGCACAGUUGCUGGCAGAUGACCUCAACCAGUGGGAUUCAGUCCUCUCACAGUCUAACCCUGGCAAUGCUCAACCAGUGAUACUAAGGCGUAUUCUAAGAGACAAUGAAACUUUCUCCACUCAUCUGAAAGGGAAUUUGUCGGUGCCACCAACAGUGGUUGAAAGCCUCCUGAAUGCUGGGAUUAAACUCAAUCCGAUGAUGGGCGGCCCGAGGCCAGGCAACCUGAGCAGCAUCCUGUGUGAGGGGACAGAUCUGGAUGAGUAUAUCCAAUUUAGCAGCCAAGCUGAAAAGGAGGCUUUUCAAAAUGUCAGCUGCUCCCGCAAUCCACAGCAGCUGAUUAACGCCCAGCAAGUGCUCCUGCAAAACCUGGAUGUGAGGAAAGUGCUUUCUGAGGUGCCUUCAGCUUUGGAUCUGAAUGUAACAGACACAGCAACCCUGAUGAGGAAAACCACUCGAGAUGCAUUGCCAGUGAUUGAGGGGAUAGCCAGGUUGCAGAGCUCAGUGAACUUUAAGGCUGCUACUUCAUUGGAUUUCCAAGAGGACAUGUUUGGCAGUAUCAGUAUGCUACUGUGUGGAGAGCAGCCUGACAACAGUUCAAGCUCACCUAGACAGAUGAGGAACAAGAAGUCAGUCUUCAUCAGGGGCAACAGUUCUGAUGCUUUUUGUCAGACUCUUGUCGACUCCCUGGAGGGAACACCUGGUCUGCGCUACAUUUGGAGCACAUUCAAGCCGUUAUUGAAAGGGAAGGUCCUCUACACACCUGAUACACCCGCUGUUCGCCUCAUGGUGAAAGAGGCAAAUGCCACAUUCUACACUUUGGCUAUACUUAAAGAGCUUGCUGAUUCAUGGGAGAAACUUGGGCCACGUGUCUGGGAUUUCCUUCAAAGUAGCCCUCAAGUCAAUGCAUUACGGGCUUUGCUGGCAAAUCCAUGGUUUGCUGCUGCGCUUAACCAGCGCCUCAACGGCACAGGAUGGACAGCCGAGCUACUGGCUAACUUCCUGUACAACGGGCCUCCUGAGGAUCGUCCACCUGGCAUGCCUCCCCGAGACUGGCGGGAUGCUUACAACACCACCACUGAAAUUCUGAAGCUUCUCUCUGACUUCCUUUCCUGUUUAGAAUUGAAUAAGUUCGAGGCAGCCUCCACUGAAAGCCACCUUGUGAGCAAAGCACUGGAGCUUCUGGAGAAUGAUACGUACUGGGCCGGUGUCGUCUUUGAAAACCUCGAGCCAAACUCCAGCGACCUCCCUCCCUAUGUCAAAUACAAAAUUCGCAUGGACAUCGAUGAGGUAGAGCGUACCAACAAAGUGAAAGACAGGUUAUGGUCUCCCGGGGCCCGAGACAACCCCUUUAACGACCUGCGCUAUAUCUGGGGAGGCUUCGCCUACCUGCAGGAUAUGAUGGACCACGGCAUUAUACGAGUGCAGACGUCAAAGACUCAACCCCUCGGUGUUUUUGCCCAGCAAAUGCCAUACCCUUGCUACGUGGAUGACGUGUUCCUCCGGUCUCUGGCACGUUCCCUUCCCUUAUAUAUGACUUUAGCCUGGAUCUACUCAGUGGCCAUGAUCGUUAAGGGUGUCGUCGCAGAGAAAGAGGCCAGGCUUAAGGAGACAGUGAGGAUCAUGGGACUGAGAGGUGCCAUCUAUUGGCUGAGCUGGGCAGUGUCCAGUCUGCUCCCGCUGGCCAUCAGCUCUCUCUCCCUUGCCCUUAUACUGAAGUACGGCAAAGUGCUGCAAUACAGCGACCCCUCAGUAAUCUUUGUCUUCCUGCUGGUGUUCUGCCUGGCCACCAUCACUCAGUGCUUCUUCAUUAGCGUCUUCUUCUCUAAGGCCAACUUAGCGGCGGCGUGUGGCGGCCUCAUCUACUUUCUCCUCUACCUACCGCACAUCCUUUGCUACGCCUGGAGGGACGUCAUGGGUUUCCGGGCCAAGGUUGUUGUGAGUUUAUUGUCAUGUGUGGCCUUUGGCUACGGCUGUGAGAACUUUGCCAAGUAUGAGGAGCAAGGCAUCGGCAUUCAGUGGUACAACAUCAACAAGAGUCCAGAGGAGGGAGAACGCUACACCUUCAUCGUGUCCAUCAUCAUGAUGCUCUUUGAUGCUGUUUUUUACUGGCUGCUCACCUGGUACAUUGAAAAUGUCUUUCCAGGCCAAUAUGGAAUCCCUAAGCCAUGGUACUUCCCAUUCACUGCAUCUUACUGGUGUGGGACAACCUCAGUGACUGAUGUUGACCCCGACUUGCUGAGGGACUCCACUUUACAUAAUGAGUAUCUGGAGAAACCACCACCUGAUAUGAAAGCGGGCGUCUCAGUCCGCAAUCUUGUUAAAAUCUACAAGACUGGGAAGAAGCUUGCUGUAGACGGACUGAGUAUGGACUUCUAUGAGAAUCAGAUCACAUCUUUUCUUGGCCACAAUGGAGCCGGAAAAACCACCACAAUGUCAAUUCUAACAGGACUGUUCCCACCUACAUCUGGAACAGCUCUCAUCAACGGAUAUGACAUCCUUACUGACAUGGACAGCAUCCGAAAGUACUUGGGAAUGUGCCCGCAGCACAAUGUCUUAUUCAGCGAGCUGACAGUGGAGGAGCAUAUCUACUUCUACGCCAGGCUGAAAGGACGAAGCCGCGAUGAGGUGAAAAUUGAGAUUGACCAGAUGAUUGAGGAUGUUGGUUUACCCCACAAGCGGAAGGAUCUUGCUAAGAACUUGUCAGGUGGGAUGCAGAGAAAGCUGUCUGUGGCUAUAGCAUUUGUCGGAGGCUCAAAUAUUGUCAUCUUAGAUGAACCUACAGCAGGAGUGGACCCCUAUGCCCGCAGAGGUAUCUGGGAACUCCUGCUAAAAUACAAACAAGGUCGCACCAUCAUUUUGUCUACGCACCACAUGGAUGAGGCAGACAUCCUAGGUGAUCGCAUUGCCAUCAUCUCCCACGGGAAGAUGCGUUGCUGUGGCUCCUCACUGUUCCUAAAGAAAUGUUUUGGCAGCGGCUACUACCUCACUCUGGUCCGAGAUGGGACUGAAAAAAUGACAGUUCAGCGUAAUGGAAUCAUACACAACCACGGCAAAGAGGAGAAAGACCGUCCUUCGAGGAGCGGUAGCCCGGAUGAUGGCAUCGGCAGCCAAAGCUGGGGUGACACUAAUCCCUCAGAUUUGGCAGCUCUGGGUCAAAUUGUGCUGCGCCACGUUCCUGAGGCAGUCUUCUUGGAGAGCAUUGGUCAGGAGAUCACCUACAUACUGCCUUAUGGUGGAGCCAGGGAUGGGACCUUUGCCCUGCUGUUCCAAGAGCUCGACCUAGCCAUGACUGACCUCGACCUGACCAGUUACGGCAUCUCUGACACCACGCUGGAGGAGAUAUUUCUGAAAGUGGCAGAAGAUACAGGAGUGGAUGCAGACAUACAAACAACAAAGGAGCUGUUGGUGAAAGACUGCAAAAGAGGCUCCCCCACAUCCAAGCGGAACAGCAUCUCCAGCGUCCACAUGAAAACAGAGCAAGUCUCUGGAUUGAGAGACUUUAAGGAGAUCACAAGUAAAGUGGAAGACUUAAAGAGGAAUGCCAGUGUCAGCGGGAAGGGGUCCACGGUCAUCAUGGGAUGGGAGCUGAUCAGGAGGCAGUUCCUGGCGCUCUUUAUCAAGCGCUUCCACCACGCCCGAAGGAGCCGCAAGGGACUCAUUGCCCAGGUGGUCUUGCCUGCUUUUUUUGUGUGCCUGUCUCUGAUCUUCACACUCAUCGUCCCACCGUUCGCUGAAUAUCCGAGUCUGGAGCUGCAACCCUGGAUGUAUAAUCUGCCUCAAACCACCUUUUACAGCAAUGAUGUGGCAGAUAAUGUGGAGGUGUCUAAGGUGGUAGAAACACUGGUGAACGAGCCUGGCUUUGGGACACGUUGCAUGAAUGGAGACCCAAUACCGAAGUUACCAUGUUCUUCUACUGGCUCUGAUUGGUUCACUCCACCUGUGGAUCAAUCCGUCAUUGACAUCUUCCUCAACGGGAACUGGAGCAUGUCUAACCCCUCCCCCUCCUGUCAGUGCAGCACACCUAAACGGAGGAUCAUGUUACCUGACUGUCCACCCGCUGCAGGAGGGCUCCCUCCACCUCAGAGGAUCCAGAACACAACAGACACAUUGUUGGAUUUAACUGGGCGGAACAUGACAGACUUCCUGGUCAAGACUUAUGAGCACUCGGGUAAAACAAGGUACGGAGGCAUCUCUGUAGGGGCAGUCAACUCCCAAGUCCGUUUGACUGAGGCAGCAAUAGAAGCCUCAUUUAGGGAUCUACGAGGUCUUUUCAGUUCGUUUCAGGAUAAUGUGACUGAUCAGAUCUUCCAGAGUGCUGAGACGCUGCUGAAGAAGCUGGGAACCAGGAACAAUGUAAAGGUGUGGUUCUACAACCAGGCAUGGCACGGCGUGGUGUCCUUCCUCAGUGUGGCCAACAACGCCAUCCUGAGGGGGAAUCUGCCAGCAGGACAGGAUCCCCGUCGGUACGGCAUCUCCGUGUCCAAUCAUCCCCUCAACCUCACCAAGGCGCAGCUCUCCUAUGUUGCCAUGGCCACAACCUCAACUGAUGUGGUGGUGUCCAUCUGUGUUAUCUUUGCCAUGUCCUUCAUCCCUGCCAGCUUUGUCCUCUUCCUCAUCCAAGAGAGGGUGAACAAAGCCAAGCAUCUGCAAUUUGUCAGUGGAGUAAACCCAGCUGUCUACUGGUUGGCCAAUUUGGCCUGGGACACGUGUAACUACAUCAUCCCAUGCCUUAUUGUGAUUGUGAUCUUCCUCUGCUUCCAACAAAAAGCCUAUGUUUCACCUCCGAACCUGCCUGCUUUGAUUCUGCUGCUUAUUCUGUAUGGGUGGUCCAUCACCCCCAUGAUGUAUCCUGCAUCCUUCAUCUUCAGCGUGCCCAGCACUGCCUACGUGGUGCUGACCUGCAUCAACCUCUUCAUUGGUAUUAACGGCAGCAUAGCAACCUUUGUUAUGGAGCUCUUUGAUGAUGACAAUGUGUCCCGCAUCAACGACAUAGUGAAGCAGGUGCUGCUGAUAUUCCCACAUUUCUGUCUGGGCAGAGGGCUAAUUGACAUGGCCAAGAACCAGGCAAUGGCCACCCUCUUCAGCAGUUUUGGGGAAGACCGUUUCAAGGACCCACUCAGCUGGGACAUGGUGGGAAAGAACCUGUGCGCCAUGUCCAUCCAGGGAGUCGUCAUGUUUGCAUUCACAGUCCUCAUCCAGUAUAAAUUCUUCUGCAAACCACGGCUUAUUAUGGGGAAGUCAUUAUCUGCAGAGGAAGAGGAUAUUGAUGUCGCACGGGAACGUGAGCGGGUGUAUGAAGGCAACGCCCAGAAAGACCUUCUGAGGAUCUGUGACCUCACUAAGGUAUACUCUCGGAAGAGCACCCCUGCUGUGGACAGGCUAUGUGUGGGAGUACCUGCCGCAGAGUGUUUCGGUUUGCUUGGAAUCAACGGGGCUGGGAAAACCACCACGUUCAAGAUGCUGACAGGAGACAUCCCAGUCUCCGGUGGAGAGGCCUUCCUAAAUGGAUACAGCAUACGGACAGAAAUGAGGAACGUGCACCAGAACAUGGGCUAUUGUCCCCAGUUUGAUGCUCUUGAUGAACUGCUGACUGGACGAGAGCAUCUGGAGUUUUACGCCAGGUUACGAGGGGUGCCAGAAAAAGAGAUCGCCAUGGUUGCCGAGUGGGGGAUCCAGAAAUUGGGGCUGGUGAAGUAUUCCAACAAGUCAGCAGGAACCUACAGCGGUGGGAACAAACGUAAACUUUCUACAGCGAUAGCCCUGAUCGGAUGUCCUCCAGUGAUUUUCCUGGAUGAGCCAACCACUGGGAUGGACCCCAAAGCCCGGCGCUUCCUGUGGGACUGCAUCCUGAGUGUCAUCAAAGAGGGACGCUCAGUCAUUCUCACAUCACACAGUAUGGAGGAGUGUGAAGCACUGUGCACACGCAUGGCCAUCAUGGUAAACGGUCGCUUCAAGUGCCUUGGGAGCAUCCAGCAUCUGAAGAGCAGAUUUGGUGACGGCUACACAGUGAUUGUGAAGGUUGGUGGCUCUCCCCCUGCGCUGAAGUCAGUCGAGGACUUUGUCCAACAGUCCUUCCCAGGCAGCGUCCUGAAGGAGAAACAUCACAACACGCUGCAGUAUCAGCUGCCGUGCACACAGGGGGCUUUGGCCAACAUCUUCGGCCAGUUCACAAGUCAGCAGCAUAGGCUGGGUGUGGAGGACUACUCGGUGUCCCAGACCACGUUGGAUCAGGUCUUUGUGAACUUUGCGAAGCACCAGCAUGGAGAGGGUGACUCUCAGGCCUAUGACAAUGCAGUGGACACCUCAGACGAGGUGCUGUUGGAGACUCUCAAGACCCCCCAAGGAACAGAGGUUUAGCACCCAUGAGACACAUUACAGCAGUGUGAUUUGCAUCAGCAGAAUGAUAAUUAUUACAGCCUUAUUCAUUC